AUGAGCAACCACGACAUGGCCGACGAGGCCGCCAACCCCAAGGGCAUCCAAGCUACCACUGAUGUCAACAUGACUGAGUGCCCCGUUACCUGGAAGGCCUACCUCCUUUGUGCCUUCGCAUCCUUCGGUGGUAUCUUCUUCGGUUACGAUUCCGGUUAUGUUAACGGUGUGCUCAACUCGCCUCUUUUCAUCGAGGAGGUCGAGGGUCCCAUCUGCCCCCAGGGUCUUGAUACCCCCAAUGGCGCUUGCGCUAUCAGCUCCAGCAACACCUCGCUCAUUGUGUCGAUCCUUUCCGCUGGUACCUUCUUCGGUGCUCUCAUCGCUGGUGAUCUCUCAGACAUGAUUGGUCGUAAAUGGACGAUCGUUUUGGGUUGUCUCAUCUACAUCAUCGGUGUUGUCCUGCAAAUGGCUGCAACCGGACGUGACCUCCUUGUCGCUGGUCGUGCCAUCGCCGGUGUUGGUGUCGGUUUCGAGUCUGCUAUCGUCAUUCUCUACAUGUCCGAGAUUUGCCCCAAGAAGGUUCGUGGUGCGCUCGUCUCCGGUUACCAAUUCUGCAUCACCAUUGGUCUCCUUCUCGCUGCCUGCGUCAACUACGCCGUUCAGGACCGUGGUGACAGUGGCGAGUACCGCAUUCCCAUCGGUAUCCAGUUCGCUUGGGGUCUUAUCUUGGGUACUGGUAUUGCUUGCCUUCCCGACUCCCCUCGUUACUUCGUCAAGCGCGGCCGUCCCGAUGAGGCCAAGAAGGCCCUGAUGAAGAUCCGUGGUGUACACCCAACUAGCCCCGAUGCCGCCCACCUCAGGUCCCUGGUCGAAUUCGAACUUGCCGAGAUCAUCGCCAACGAGGAGUACGAGCGCGAGCUUAUCCCUGCUGGUGGCUGGCUUGCCGGAUGGAUGAACUGCUUCAAGGGCUCCCUCUUCCAGUCCAACUCCAACCUCCGCAAGACCAUUCUCGGUACUUCCCUCCAGAUGAUGCAACAGUGGACUGGUGUCAACUUCAUCUUCUACUACUCCACACCCUUCUUGCAAUCGACCGGUGCCAUCAGCAACACCUUCUUGAUCUCGCUCGUCUUCACCCUGGUCAACGUCUGCUCCACUCCUCUUUCCUUCUACGGAAUGGAGAAGUUCGGUCGCCGCACACUCCUCCUCUUCGGUGCCCUCGGUAUGUUGAUCUGCCAGUUCUUGGUUGCCAUCAUCGGUGUUACUCAGGGUUUCAACAACUCCACCACCCUCGCAGAUGGUACCACCCGCGCCAACAACAUCUCCGCCGUCAACGCCCAGAUCGCCUUCAUCGCCAUCUUCAUCCUCUUCUUCGCUACUACCUGGGGUCCUGGUGCCUGGGUCCUCAUCGGUGAGGUCUUCCCUCUUCCCAUCCGUUCGCGUGGUGUUGCCCUCUCCACUGCCUCCAACUGGCUCUGGAACACCAUCAUCGCCGUCAUCACCCCCUACAUGGUUGGCAAGGAUGAGGGUAACCUGAGGUCCUCCGUCUUCUUCAUCUGGGGAGGUCUCUGCACCAUCGCUUUCGUCUACACCUACUUCUUGGUUCCCGAGACCAAGGGUCUCUCCCUUGAGCAGGUCGACCAGAUGAUGGCCGAGACUACCCCCCGUACCUCCGCCAAGUGGCGCCCAACCCACACCUUCGUCGAGAGCUCUCUCCAGAAGGGUGGCACUGCCAUGAUCGAGAGGAACGGUUCCGUUGUCAUCGACACCGAGAAGAACCACCGCACUGCCUCCGUUCACUAG
This is a messenger RNA of Alternaria postmessia, 1740 nucleotides long. RefSeq lists its product as uncharacterized. Gene Ontology annotation, cellular component: membrane. Lineage: Eukaryota; Fungi; Ascomycota; Dothideomycetes; Pleosporales; Pleosporaceae. Gene Ontology annotation, molecular function: carbohydrate:proton symporter activity. The coding region runs from base 1 to 1740 and encodes 579 amino acids. Gene Ontology annotation, biological process: transmembrane transport; carbohydrate transport. The transcript is spliced from 3 exons. The record is from RefSeq and is a predicted model, not a curated record.